Paraglomus occultum is the source of this 2130-nucleotide messenger RNA. The record is from the annotation of a GenBank genome assembly. Lineage: Eukaryota; Fungi; Glomeromycota; Glomeromycetes; Paraglomerales; Paraglomeraceae.
AUGGAUCUGGAAGUUAGCUCAUCGAGAGCGGAAAGCCAACCUUCUGACCAACCAAAACCCCCUGAGCAGCAGGCUCAGAACACACACGACAGCGUCAGAUCGCAAUUGGAGAGUCUCUUUAGACAACAUGACCAAGAUGGAAGCGGAAGGAUAUCUUGUCAAGACCUAUUUAACACCGUUACUGUCUGGGAAUCCAAACAGCCGAAGCGCUUGCUCAAUGACGAAGCUUCAAAUAUGUUUCAACAAUUCUGCACGCAAAAUCCGGAAAUGGAAGUAUCCGUUGAAGAUGUAAUGCGAUUAAUAGAUGGUUUAAGGCCAACCACCGUCACCGGGCCUACUACUAGCGUUUCUACGAACAACGACCCGGUAACACCUCAACAAUCAUCAGUUCCCGAUAGAGCUCGCACUACACCGAUUACGAAGUUUGGAAAAGUUAGAAGUGGUUGGGCUAGGACUCCUUACAAUUCAUCAGCGAACAAGAAUUCCGGCAUUACUUCUCCAGAUCAUGUUCUAAGUGACGAAGACAGUAUGGCGGGCAACGAAUCGUACACUUCCCCUUCCAGUAGUGGUCUUUUAGGACGUAGGCGAAGACCAUUUGGUGGUCGCAAUAUCUCUGGAAUGGGAGCCGGUUACCCACGACCAAUUGACCCUGAUGAAUUUGAUUCAGGUACGCUCGAGUCUAGGGGAGAGUACAUUGAUGGACUCCCCGUAUUAUUAGAGCCAGGAGAUGAUCCUGCUGAGCAACUUAGUCGAUUGCAUCGUCACACAGUUGAGCUUGCAAAGAGACUGAAAGAAUCCGAGAGACAUCUAACGAACGUAGCCCGCCAGCAUGAGGAACGUAUUGAGGAGCUUCAGCACAAAUUAGAAGAGACUAAAGCCGAUUUACAAAACAAGAAACGAGAAAUUCAAGAUCAUAAGAGUAAGGAGAAGACAAAUUUGCAUCAGAUUUCUGCACUUGAAAUAGAAAUACAGAAAAUCCAUAAGAACUUGAAUGGCCAAAAACAGCUCUAUAACCAACUUAAGAGGCAGUAUGAAGAGCAAAGUGAGGAAGCGGAAAAAUUAAGAGACCUUGUACGGGUCAAGGAAGGCGAGUUAGCGAACACUGCGAAAAAUCUUAGCAAUUUCACGGCUGGUGAAAAAAAGUGGAUUGAAGAGCGACAACGUUUAGAAAGUGCCCUUGCAAAACUAGAGGCUGAUGUGGCUUUGGCACAACAGUCGGAAGUAGAAUUGGAACAACAGCGUACAGAAAAUUCGGUACUUAAAGAAACGAUUGAUAAAUUAAAGCUCGACUUGGAUGAAAUACGGAGUGGCAAAAUUGUUGAUCCUUCUAUGUCGAAUCUGGCACUAGAAUUGGAAGCAAAUGAUCACACUACCUUAGAAGACGAAAUGUUGCAACGCCCUAAAUCUUCCCGUCGACGUAAGGAUAAUGUUUCCGAUCAAACUGCCGUUAGUGCAGAUGGUGCCGAUGAAGAGUUAACGAAUAUUCGACAGUCAGAGCUUGAACAAUAUCGUCAUCCAGUGGAUGAACAUUCAACCCGCAAACGAGAAUCUCGUUCACUACGUCGUCAAGCAGAAGGGAAUGGUGUCCGUUUACGGGAUCGAGACGUUGCACACAAUUUUGAAGCCCUUACUCAAGAAUUAGGACAUCAGUAUGCUUUAAUCGAGAAUAUGAUCAAAGAUCAGAAUCGUCCUCUCGAACGACGUGAUCGACGUUCUAUUGAAGGAGAAAGCACCGAUAUUGCAAAACAUUCGCGACUAAGUCGUACAAGCACGCGUACAAGAAGGCGAAGAACGCCCGCUAACGUAGAAGCAGAGUCGGAGAAAGCCGAACCAGUAGUAACGGCAGCUUCUUCGAGAGCUCUUGUGACACGAGGCAAUAUGUCAAUUGCUCAAUACAAUUCGAUGGUUAAUAACACUGUGACGUUUGCUCUGUAUACGCUGGUUGUUUAUCUAUUCGGCAUCAUUACGAGCGUAUUCGUUCUCGACAGUAGUCAAGGACCGAUUCCUUAUGCCGACUGGAUACCACUUGAUAUGCCAAAUGACAGUUGGACUGCACGUUCACUGGAAAUUAUUCUUUAUUGGUUGGAGACUUUAUUAAAUGAUGGAAACAAUAUGAAAGUUCCAACAUAA